Molecule: messenger RNA, 960 nt
Organism: Ailuropoda melanoleuca (giant panda)
Lineage: Eukaryota; Metazoa; Chordata; Mammalia; Carnivora; Ursidae
Product: putative olfactory receptor 2B8
Exons: 1
Coding region: 1-960 (319 amino acids)
Biological process (GO): G protein-coupled receptor signaling pathway
Cellular component (GO): membrane
Molecular function (GO): olfactory receptor activity; G protein-coupled receptor activity
Source: RefSeq, a predicted model, not a curated record
AUGGAACAGAAAAAUGGCAGUUCUUUCACUGGGUUUAUCCUGCUGGGUUUCUCAGACCGGCCUCAGCUGGAGCUCGUCCUCUUCGUGGUUCUUCUGAUCUUCUAUCUGUUCACGCUGCUGGGAAACACCACCAUCAUUGCCUUGUCCCACCUGGACCCCCAUCUUCAGACUCCCAUGUACUUUUUCCUCUCCAACCUGAGCUUUCUGGACCUGUGCUACACGACCAGCACUGUCCCGCAGCUCCUGGUUCAUCUCAGGAGAGCAGACAAGUCUAUCUCCUUUGGCGGCUGUGUGGCUCAGCUCUUCGUUUCUCUAGGGUUGGGCUGCACAGAGUGCAUUCUCUUAGGGGUCAUGGCAUUUGACCGCUAUGCAGCCAUCUGCAGGCCCCUGCACUACACAGUGGUCAUGCACCCCCGUCUCUGUGCCCUCAUGGCUUCCGCAUCGUGGGUCAUUGGUUUUGCCAACUCCUUAUUGCAGACAGUGCUCAUCUUCCUUGUACCAUGUUGUGGGAGAAAUAAAAUAGAUCAUUUCCNAAAUAAAAUAGAUCACUUCCUUUGUGAGGUCCCCCCACUGCUCAAGCUUGCCUGUGUUGACCCCACUGUGAAUGAGUCUGUGCUCUUCUUUGUCGGUGUGAUCAUUCUCCUCGUCCCUGUGGCAUUAAUCACAGUCUCCUAUGGGCGGAUUGUCAGGGCAGUCUUAAGAAUAAAGUCAUCUGCAGGGCAGAGGAAAGCGUUUGGGACAUGCGGGUCCCACAUCACGGUGGUCUCCCUGUUCUAUGGCUCAGCCAUCUAUAUUUACUUCCAGCCCAGCAACAACUACUCCCAGGAUCAGGGCAAGUUCGUUUCUCUGUUCUACACCAUCGUCACCCCCAUGGUCAACCCUGUCAUAUAUACACUGCGGAACAAAGAUGUGACGGGAGCAAUGAAGAAGGUGCUUUGCAGGGGCCGUGACUCCAGAUGA